AAUUCUCCUCCGCUCAUGCUGCGCUUAAACUCAAUCCGCAAUCGUCAGGCGCAGCCGGUAAGCUUUCAGGCCAAUCCCAUCUUCAAGACGGAGCAGGGCAAAUAUCUGGCUGAUUCUCUCGCUGAUCCUCUGAUCAAGGCCCUUACCGAAAUAGCCAACAAGCGACCCCGUGAUCCGGUGGCCUAUUUGACAAACUACCUCCAGCACUUCAUGGGUGAGCGCAGACCAAUGACCGAGGUCCAGGUUCACUCGGGAAGCAGCAAGGCCAGCACGAACUCCACCUCCACCAUGGCUAUGGCCAAAUCGAAAACCACUAGAAAUGGUCCUGGUCCAACCAAUGCAGAUCUCAUCGAGCUGGACGCUCGCUCCAUGGUGGAGGAGGAGGAUGCCGAGGGCGCCUUGGCGGUGCAGCACUUGGAGGAGCGCGAUGAACAUGGCCAGAGCAUGCUGCACUUUGCCUGCGCCAGAUCCCAUCGACGGGGAGCUCUUUACACACUCAUCGAGGAGUCGGGCAUUGAUAUCACCUACCGAGAUGAGCUAUAUCGAACAGCAAGGGAUGUCUCGCUGCAGGCCAAUCAGCCCAACAAUGCGGCAGAGAUCGAUCGCUAUAUUCUAGCUCAGGCCGUUAUUGGCGACGUGGAACCCUUUGAGCAACUCGCCCUCCAAGGCUACGAUCACAUCCUGGACGUGGAGGACGAAAGUGGUCAGUCCAUUAUCGAUGUGGUUCAAUCCCGACAGAGCGACGCCCUCUCCGAGUUCCUGGGCAAGCUACGAGGCUUGGAGGAGACCCGCGAGGAACUGCAUCAGAUGAUCAGGGACAACAAUAUGGAGCGUGUGAUGGAACUGACAGCUGUUGCCAAUGCCAAGUGGUUAAUCAAGACCAAGAACUACUAUGGUCGAACGGCCCUGCACAUAGCGGUGCUCAAGGAGUCCGAGGAAAUGGUGCAGCAUCUGGUGAAGAUCUGCCCCGAAACGUUGAAGAUCACCGAUAAUCUGGAGCGCACAGUCCUGCACUAUGCCAUGGGCACCAAUGCUUUGGAGAGCGUUAGCCGGAUUCUAAUUCAGAAUGGAGCCAAGCGCACGGCCAAGGAUCUAAAGGGAAGACAGCCAAGCUAUUACUUUAUCAAUAAGGCGGAUAUACUGCGUCUGCAGGAGGAGGAGGAGGAGAGCCGCUGAGGCACACA
This is a messenger RNA of Drosophila serrata, 1184 nucleotides long. RefSeq names its product arginine kinase. NCBI's taxonomy places the organism in Eukaryota, Metazoa, Arthropoda, Insecta, Diptera, Drosophilidae. Gene Ontology annotation, molecular function: creatine kinase activity; protein binding. Gene Ontology annotation, biological process: phosphocreatine biosynthetic process. The record is from RefSeq and is a predicted model, not a curated record.